AUGCCUGCUGUAUUCAGACACCCCAGCGCAGUCUCCUGCUUCUUCUGCCAGUCUCCCGUUACUCCCCUCCCGCGCAACCCGCGCUCCUUCCGCUGUCCCCACUGCGACUGCUGGAACCGCUAUGAUGAACAUGGGGAGAUCACCUCGGAAGAGCCUGCAAUGCACGACGAGAACUUGAACGCUCGUUCCUUCGCGAAAAGAGCUUCACCGCGCAAAGACCGUUUCCUAUCCGCGUACGGGAACACUGUAUUCUGCCAUACGUGUCAGACGAACCAAAUGCUCAUCACAAACCUGUUGUCCAACUAUCUCCCUACGCCUGACGACCCGGAGUAUGAGGCGCGUCUGGAGUCUCUUCCGGAGUACCGCCAGUCGGUUGAGAUACGCUACCCUCCAAUAUGCGCCAACUGUCUACCCGCCGUCGAAGACGAGAUUCGCAAACGCGACCACAUGGCCCGGGUGCGCGCUCUCGGUGGAGCUCUGAAGACCACCAGGGGCACGGACAGUCGCCGCCGAUCCUCUGCCACGCAAAAGGAACGGGACAAACUCGAACGCGAGCUGAGAGCGUGGAAAGUGCGCGGAUGCUUCUGGGUCGGAAGCUUGGCCACCGCCAUUUGCGGACACACCUCUAUCGCUGCAUCAUAUCAUCCAUUUUCCUUCCCGUCUUCUAUGAUACCCGUACUCCCGGCUCUCGUCGUGGUCUCUAUUCUAUGGACCGCGUGGGAUCCCACCUACGCCACAUUCCGAAGAGCACAGUUUCAAGGAAGGGCCGUCCGCGUACACGGAAAGCGGACCUAUAACUUUCUGCAGCUUAUUGCGUGGUCCCUACGGCUCAGUACCACAGCAGCUUUGGCCGUAGCGAAAUAUCAGCCAGAGUAUGACGUGCUGCACCUGUGGCAAGAUCCCCGGUCGGAGCGUGCUCGGAUAUUCUGUGGAGCCAUGCUCUUUUCCGAGAUUGUCAUUCUCAUCUCGUCGCACCUGAUCCUGAAAGUGCAACACUCACCUCCAGUCAAACUCAUCGGCCAGAAGGGACAUCUCCGCGCUCUGUCACCGACCCCUUCCCUUCCCUCUUCGCGAUCCGCCACCCCGGCGGUGUCCGAACCCGACCUCCUCGCCACCCUCACCUUGUCGAACAACCCAGUGAUUGCAGCGCCUCCCGCCUACAACCCCAUCUUCGGGAUACCAUCGUUCUCGUCUACCGGCGGCGCCCCACCAUCUCCCACGCGUAGAGGCAGGAGUACAGUCGCGCGAUCACCUAGCCAGGAUAUCGACAUGGACGAUGACGACGACGAUCGCGACCCAGACGCCAUGGACAUCGACCCGUCCUCGCCCGUGAAGAAGGUGGCCCGCGACGACGACGCGUCGUGGUUGCGUCCACAGCGCUUCUUUGCGCCGGAGGAACCGACGGGCCUAGAGAACCUCUUUGCGAGGACGAUUCGGCUCGUCGACAAUUCUGACCAAGGUGCGGAUGGCGCGAAUCAAGCGCGUCGUGGGCAGUCGCAAGGGUUGGCGAGGCGCAUCUUGCGCGCGUGGCCUGUUUUGGUUGCGCUAUGUAUUAUUCCAUUAUUGGCGGCGGCGGGAUAUAGGUUCUGGGAUGUACGGAGGCAGAAGGACAUGGUUGUGCCAAUAUGA
Messenger RNA from Trametes versicolor FP-101664 SS1, 1629 nucleotides. RefSeq lists its product as uncharacterized. NCBI's taxonomy places the organism in Eukaryota, Fungi, Basidiomycota, Agaricomycetes, Polyporales, Polyporaceae. The coding region runs from base 1 to 1629 and encodes 542 amino acids. Gene Ontology annotation, biological process: nuclear inner membrane organization. The transcript has 6 exons. Gene Ontology annotation, cellular component: microtubule organizing center attachment site; chromosome, centromeric core domain; mitotic spindle pole body. The record is from RefSeq and is a predicted model, not a curated record.